CCCAAAACGAGUGCGAUCCGCGUGAUUCUACUUUGCGUUUCUGAGUGUUUCAACAAAAAUAAAUAAAAGAGUCAAUUCCUCCUCCCUGUAAGCGACGGCUACAAUCCUAAAACCCGUUGAACCACUUUGUUUCUCUCUCAUAAUCAUAAUCAUCAUUUUUGUUUAGUUUAACACUUUCCAACUUUAUCAUCCAUCUUGAUCUGCUUUCAUCUCUCACGUUUGUCUGUAUCAUCAGUGCCUAUGUCGAUGUCGGAUUCCGACACUUCUUCGCAAGGCAGCAGUGCUGACUACAAGAAUUUCCGACAGAUUACUCGUGAUCGAUUAUUAUACGAAAUGCUCCGAUCUACCAAAACUGGGGACUCAAAAUCGACGUGGAAGGUACUUAUCAUGGAUAAAGUGACUAUAAAAAUAAUGUCGUAUGCUUGCAAGAUGGCAGAUAUAACAGAGCAAGGAGUUUCAUUGGUGGAAGACAUUUACAAACGAAGACAACCAUUGCCCUCCAUGCAUGCCAUAUACUUUAUGCAGCCAACUAAAGAGAAUGUUGGCAUGUUCUUAUCUGAUAUGGCCGGAAAGUCACCUCUGUACAAAAAAGCAUUUGUCUUUUUUAGUUCACCUAUUCCACAAGAAUUGGUCAGUUACAUACGGAGGGACACAAGUGUAGUAUCUCGGAUAGGUGCACUGAGUGAGAUGAAUUUGGAGUACUUCGCGAUAGACAGCCAGGGAUUCAUAACUGAUAAUGGAUCAGCUUUAGAAGAACUUUUUGGCGAUGAGUCAAGUUCUCGCAGAGCAGAUGAACGUUUGAAUGUAAUGGCUACCCGGAUUGCUACAGUUUUUGCUUCACUGCGGGAAUUCCCUUUUGUACGCUACCGUGCUGCCAAAUCACUUGAUACCGACACGAUGACUACUUUUCGUGAUUUAGUCCCUACAAAACUUGCUGCAGGGAUUUGGAAUUGCCUUGUAAAAUAUAAAUCGAAGAUUAAAGACUUCCCACAGACAGAGACCUGUGAGUUGCUCAUCCUGGAUAGAUCAGUUGACCAGAUUGCCCCUAUUAUACAUGAAUGGACGUAUGAUGCAAUGUGUCAUGACUUGCUUAACAUGGAGGGAAAUAAAUAUGUGCAUGAGGUAGCAAGCAAAGCAGGUGGACCUUCUGAAAAGAAGGAUGUGCUACUAGAGGAUCAUGAUCCCAUAUGGCUAGAGCUUCGCCACGCACAUAUAGCAGAUGCUAGUGAGCGGUUGCAUGCUAAAAUGACGAGCUUUGUGUCAAAGAAUAAAGCUGCACAAAUCCACCAAGGUUCAAGAAAUGGUGGUGAGUUGUCUACUCGUGACUUGCAAAAAAUGGUUCAAGCUUUGCCGCAAUACAGUGAACAAAUUGACAAGCUAUCACUCCAUGUAGAUAUUGCUGCUAAGAUAAACAGAAUAAUAGUGGAGUUAGAUCUCAAAGAUUUGGGAAAAUUGGAGCAGGAUCUUGUUUUUGGUGAUGCAGCAACCAAGGAUGUUAUCAACUUUCUACGAACAAAACCUAAUGUAACACGUGAAAACAAGUUGAGGCUAUUGAUGAUUUAUGCUGCACUUCAUCCAGAGAAACUUGAGGGUGACAAAAUAAAAAAAUUGAUGGAGUUAGCAAGAAUACCACAAGAUGACAUGAAUGCUGUGUACAAUAUGAGGUUUCUUGAGGGAUCAUCGAAUACAAAAAAGAGUUCAAGUGUCACAUUCGGUCUCAAAUUCGAUGUUCACAAGAAGAAGAAUGGCUUCAGAAAAGAUCGUACUGGUGAAGAGAUGCCAUUUCAACUGUCACGUUUUUACCCCAUGAUAGAGGAACUAAUUGAAAAGCUCAACACAGGUGAACUACCAAAGAAUGAUUUUCCGUGUAUGAAUGACCCCAGCCCAACUUUCCAUGGAACCUCACAGGGUGCAACAGCAAGAGUGGGUCAACCACCUGCACCUCAUUCAAUGAGAUCAAGAAGGACAGCUACAUGGGCUAAGCCUCGAGCCUCUGAUGAUGGCUAUUCUAGCGAUUCAAUUUUGCGACAUGCAUCUAGUGAUUUCAAGAAAAUGGGGAAACGAAUAUUUGUUUUCAUUGUCGGCGGAGCAACUCGAUCUGAGCUACGAGUAUGUCACAAGUUGACAACCAAGUUGAAGAGGGAGGUUGUCCUAGGAUCAACUAGUCUUGAUGACCCUCCACAAUUCAUCACGAAAUUGAAGCUCAUGACAGCCAAUGAACUAUCAUUAGAUGAUCUUCAGAUAUAAGGAUGAGUCUGUCUUGAAGCUGGAAAAGCAAUAGCUCUCAUGCUUUGCAUGUCCUUUGUAUCUACUAGUUGAACAUAUUCUUUAUUGAUUAAUUUACCAUCGGAUGUAUACGCCAUUUGCAAAGUAGAGCAUGCUGAACCAGUUCGAGUUCCAGAAAAUCCCAGGGUCUGUAAUAUAUUGCCAUCAUGAUUAUCUGUUGAUGAACAUGCCAAAUUCAUAGGUAAAUGGUUUGCGA
Daucus carota subsp. sativus is the source of this 2482-nucleotide messenger RNA. RefSeq names its product SNARE-interacting protein KEULE. Gene Ontology annotation, molecular function: syntaxin binding. Gene Ontology annotation, biological process: intracellular protein transport; vesicle-mediated transport. Gene Ontology annotation, cellular component: plasma membrane; secretory granule. The transcript is spliced from 21 exons. Lineage: Eukaryota; Viridiplantae; Streptophyta; Magnoliopsida; Apiales; Apiaceae. Bases 241 to 2247 code for a protein of 668 amino acids. The record is from RefSeq and is a predicted model, not a curated record.